UUCACGGGGACCGAAUAUUACACAACACCGGUCGUCUCAUGUUGAAUUUCGUUGUUUUUAUUCCUACAGGAAAUGCAGAAGCACUCUGUCCACGCGCUUGUGUUUCGUUCUUUGAAAAGGACACAUGAUAUGUUUGUAUCAGAUCAUGCAAAACCAGUAGCGCUGGACGAACAGAGCUACAAGACGAAGAUGACCGUGAUGAUGAGAGCAGAAUACAAACCAGUGUUACACAUGCCUGUGCUGAAAGAGGGCAGAGACAGAAGGCCACUCCACGCCUCUGACCCAUAUGGCCAGCCGGGAUACCCACUGCCUGACGCUGGUCCAGAUUACUUGGUGACAGGAGCUUAUCCGUAUCCAUCAUCUCCAGGAGUGGCCCUCACUGCAGAUACACAGAUACAGAAGAUGCCCAGUGAAGCAGGUGUUCACUCCAUGGCUCUGGCCCGUCCUCCCUCUCAAGCAAGGAAAGAAGCCAGUCGAACUGCAGCAAGUGUGGCAGAUAUCCACAAACAUGCAGGAGGUGCAGAGAGAUCUCAACCCCCACAACACGCGCUGUCUCUCAUGGAAGGAGGCACAAAGACUUCUACACUGGUGCCAAGAAAGGCUCCUACCAUGCCCAAACCUCAGUGGCAUCCACCAUGGAAACUGUACAGAGUCAUUAGUGGCCAUCUGGGCUGGGUCAGAUCUAUAGCAGUGGAGCCUGGAAACCAGUGGUUUGUGACUGGAUCGGCAGACAGAACUAUAAAGAUCUGGGAUCUUGCCAGCGGUAAGCUGAAGUUGUCUCUGACGGAUCACAUCAGCACGGUGAGAGGGGUGGCUGUCAGCACACGCAGCCCUUACCUCUUCUCCUGCGGGGAGGACAAGCAGGUUAAAUGCUGGGAUCUAGAGUAUGACAAGGUUAUUAGGCACUAUCACGGUCAUCUGAGUGCAGUGUAUGACCUUGACCUCCAUCCUACCAUUGACGUACUGGUGACCUGUAGUCGAGAUGCCACAGCGAGAGUUUGGGACAUCAGGACCAAGGCAAAUGUCCACACCCUUUCUGGACACACCAACACAGUGGCUACAGUCAAAUGUCAAAGUGCCGAGCCACAGGUGAUUACAGGAAGUCAUGACACCACCAUAAGACUCUGGGAUCUGGUUGCUGGCAAAACAAGAGCCACGCUGACAAACCACAAGAAGUCUGUCAGAGCAUUGGUGCUCCAUCCCAGACAGUACACCUUUGCCUCUGGUUCUCCAGACAACAUUAAGCAGUGGAAAUGUCCUGAUGGGAACUUCAUCCAAAAUCUUUCAGGACACAAUGCUAUUAUCAACACACUGGCUGUCAAUUCAGAUGGAGUUCUGGUGUCAGGAGGUGAAAUGCUCUCACUCUUUUUAUGUUGCAAAGCCAGUCCUGCUAAAAAUCUGUUUUAUGUAAACAAUGUUGAAUUUUGUCUUCUACAUUUGUUCCCCUUUUUUUCUUUAUACCUUCUCUUACAUACCAUUGUUGCAUCUGUCCUUGGUUAUCCUUUUUUCACACCAGCUGAUAACGGCACUAUUCACAUGUGGGACUGGAGGACUGGCUACAACUUCCAGAGGAUUCAUGCAGCAGUGCAGCCUGGUUCUCUGGACAGCGAGUCUGGGAUCUUUGCGUGUGUGUUCGAUCAGUCUGAGAGUCGGCUCAUAACAGCAGAGGCUGACAAAACCAUUAAGGUCUACAAAGAGGAUGACACAGCUACUGAAGAAUCCCACCCGGUUAAUUGGAAACCUGAGAUUCUGAAGAGAAAAAGAUUUAAAUUUUUGCUGGGUUUUUUUCUGUUUUUGAAACCUUUCAUUUUGUUACAUUUUAGCCAGCUGAUUUCUAACAGUUUCUGCUUAAGGCAUAAACGUAAACAGCACAUUCACAAUUUAAGUGAAGUCAGGAGACUUAAGAUCAGAUGAGACAUUUAGCUUUGUUCUACCCAUUUAAAGAAAAAAAAAAGAACAUUGCUGUUGUAUACAUUUCUUGUAUACACUGUUUCUUCCCUGUCUACUCUAAACAGCAUAAGCAGGUCUGUGUGACCAGGCCUGCCAAUUAUUCAUUCAAAAAGGCAAGAAAUCCUACAGUCUAAUUACAACGUCAAAUGUUCUUUUUCACAUCUGAUCAUUAUUGCUGCUCUAUCAGAGACACAAACAAAACAACUUUGUAAAUAUUUGCAAACGAUGGCUGUUUAUGGUUUGCCAAGUUUAAAUAAACUGAGCAGUUGACACAUUCAUAAUUUGACAUUUUUUGACAAUUUACAACAAAUCCCUAUGAAUUAAUAAAAAACUCUCUGUACCAUAGAUUUUGUCUUGAAAAUUGUACUAUGUUUCCU
This is a messenger RNA of Sinocyclocheilus anshuiensis, 2327 nucleotides long. RefSeq names its product pleiotropic regulator 1-like. Gene Ontology annotation, biological process: mRNA splicing, via spliceosome. Gene Ontology annotation, molecular function: protein binding. The record is from RefSeq and is a predicted model, not a curated record. Gene Ontology annotation, cellular component: catalytic step 2 spliceosome; Prp19 complex; precatalytic spliceosome. NCBI's taxonomy places the organism in Eukaryota, Metazoa, Chordata, Actinopteri, Cypriniformes, Cyprinidae. The coding region runs from base 73 to 1914 and encodes 613 amino acids. The transcript has 13 exons.